Messenger RNA from Solanum tuberosum (potato), 699 nucleotides. RefSeq lists its product as uncharacterized. Lineage: Eukaryota; Viridiplantae; Streptophyta; Magnoliopsida; Solanales; Solanaceae. Gene Ontology annotation, biological process: DNA integration. Bases 1 to 699 code for a protein of 232 amino acids. The transcript has a single exon. Gene Ontology annotation, molecular function: nucleic acid binding. The record is from RefSeq and is a predicted model, not a curated record.
AUGGACUAUGUGUCAAAAUGGGUUGAGGCAGUUGCUCUGCCUAAGAAUGAUGGCAAAAGUGUUGCAGGAUUUCUAAAGAAGAAUAUCUUCUCAAGGUUUGGCACACCGAGAGCUAUUAUCAAUGAUGGGGGUUCCUAUUUUUGCAGUAAGGUAUUCAAUUCUCUUCUGGCAAAAUAUGGGGUUAAACAACACAAGGUGGAACCACAUUAUCACCCGCAGACCAGUGGCCAAGGGGAGGUAUCAAAUAGGGAAAUAAAGGCUAUUCUGGGAAAAAUGGUGAAUACGAACAGAACAGAUUGGGCAAGAAAGUCAGAUGAUGAUCUAUGGGCAUAUCAGACAGCUUUCAAGACGCCUAUUGGUAUGACUCUAUAUCAAUUGGUGUUUGGAAAGGUAUGUCAUUUGGCGGUUGAGCUUGAGCAUAAGGCAAUCUGGGCUUUGAAGAAGUUGAACAUUAGUUGGAGUAAAACUGCAAACCUUAGACUGGAUCACAUCAAUGAGAUGGAUGAGUUACGCUUGAGAGCAUAUGAGAGGUCUGCACUGUACAAGGAGAGGAUGAAUUUGUAUCAUCGUAAGCAUAUCGAGGAAAGAACCUUUACUCCUGGUGACUUGGUGUUGGUUUACAACUCCAGACUUCGUCUGUUUCCUGGGAAAUUGAGAUCCAAAUGGUCUAGGACGUUUAAGGUAACUUAUGUAUUCUAG